CGUGUUAGAAAAACUUUAAUGGCGCAGGAAUGAUUUCCGGUGGAAUAACCUUAUAAAUUGAAGAAUUAGCCAGAUAUGAGAGUAAUUCAUCGCGUAAAUUAGAAUUUAAAUGUCCAGUCAAAGUAACGGACGCUUUGUGUCUUUACCAGACAGCGAAAAUGAUUCAAAGGUAAGAAUAUCGUCGUGCUAAUAACACGUCUUUGAUCUUGCCUUGCUUUGUUUAUAGAUGUAUUUUGUUGAGUGGUGUUGAUUUAAUUUCUGGCGUGACUCAUCAUUAUUUUAUUUCUAGGUCAUAACAAAGGAAGAUGUUAGUCUUUCAAGACUGAUAAAGCCGUCACCUCUACAAAAAAGACUAGGUUAGCCGGGCAUUUUCGUAAAUUAAGACUUAACCUUAUUAAUUUCGAUUCGUAUUUAGAAUGAUCCUUUUUGGGGAGUGUUGCAAUAGAUUAAAAUUUUAUCUAUCGCAGGUCAUCCACCCUGUUUAAAUCCUAAUCUACGUCUUCUUUAUUUGACUUUAACAAAACCAAAAUAAGAAAAUUUUUGUGAGAACAAAAUUUCUUUUUAUUAUUUGAGCUUAUCAAAGCUCACUUAAGUGCUUCAUGUCGAGUGAUGAUGAAUUAUUUAAGCUUACAUACAGUUGUUUUAUGUAUACUGGAGUCAUAUAUUUUCAUGAAGCCAUCAUUUAUAUCGUAUUAUAAAAUAACUUUUUUGCAAACGUUUCCCUGCUGUUACUGAAACAAUUCUCGGGGCAGUAUUAAUUUUAUAUCUUAUUAUCUUUAAGAUGACUUCUCAAAUCUAGCCAAUGAGUUUUAAUCAGCCGAUAUUAAAGCUCAGUUGGGUAUUAUACAGAGUGGUGAAUGGCCACAGAACACCACACGACUCUGAAGUUUAGUUAUUAAGGUUAGAAAACUGGGUGAAUCAAUUUCCAGUGAGGGUUAUUAUAUUGGGCAAACUAAACUGGAACUUGACUCACUCAGUUUUCUAACCCGAUAAUUGCUGCACUUUAGUUAUUCACUGUGCAGAUUUAAGCCUUAUAAGCAUUGGCAGGGAAGGGGAAGUGAUCAUUCAGUAGUACGGUCACAUUAAUUCACAUUAAAUCUAAAAGAUGAUAAGAAUUUCAAGAUAUUCUUUGAGAAGCCACGAUCCUGUUGAAAUAAGCUGUUCAUUUUGCCAACAAGUUUUUGACAGUCAAAUGGCUUUUGUUACUUUUAGGGGACUGUCGCUCUAUAGAGGAAAUAAGCAAAAACAUUUCAGCAAAUAAUAUUUACCUGUGAUGUUUCAAAGAAUUGGGAUAUCAUUUUUCAACCCAAAAUUUGCAUUGUUGCACAUCAAAUUCCAAGCUGAUUAAAUAUGUCACUGUGAAUUUUCUUUACUUUUUGUUUGACAUGUAGAAGAACAGCUUCAAAAAUCAAGAAAAUCAACCACCUCAAAUGGAACUCUUCGAAAAGGACAUACAAAUGGGUAGGUUACAAGUUUACUGCACAAGGGGUUUAAGGCCAGAGGUAUGUUCAGAGAAUGUGAUUAAUUGACAGUAAUCUCUUGCUGGGGUUCCUAGAACAGUGUUAAUUUUUCCCCAAAAGUAUAGUCUGCGAACUGCAGAUGUUUCUCCUUGCUCAUUGCCACUGAGGGACAUUUCGUGCUCAGUGCCAAUGAGCGAGGAGAAACGUCUGCUGUUCGCAGGCUACCAAAAGUAAAUCUUGAGCUUGAGGUGUUUUGUGCUUUUACAUUUAAUUAUGAUCACGUGACAUUCCAUGUGACCAAAAAUUGAAAAUGAAGGAAAUUGGUGAAUUGGUGGCAAAUAAUUAUACUUUGUUUGGAUAAAUAAAUUGGAAAAAAUAAAUUGGUGUUUCUAAACAUGCAGUACCAAAGCUUGUACGUGUACAUACAUUGUAUGUGUGUUCUAAGAGGUUUUUUCGCAUGUAAACAUUCCAAAUUCCCUGAAGAUAAAAUGAAAUCUGCCUCAUUCUUAUUAUUCAUUAGACUUUGCAACAGAUGAGCAUUUUCAUAUGUAACUCAUUUAUUUUAUAACAACAUUUCCAGACCAGCAAGCCAUCAAGACUAUUUUAAAUCCCGUUGACUAUGUGUACUUGUCCUGAGGCAGACUCUAAUUUUCCGACUUUCUUGCUUUUAUUUUAAUAGGGUUUCGUCAAGCAAAAAUGGUACAAUAAGACAUAGUAGUAAUUCAGAUGAAAGACCUUUAUUUCAAAUAGAAUCUGACAGGUACUGUAAGUCAAAUGAAUACAAUGUUGCAGUGAUGUUAAUAGCUGAGAAGCUUAAGAAGUAAAAGUUAUUAAUUGACAGAAUUAUAGUAUUCUCUUCAGUCAUUAGUUAAUGAAUGACUAUAGUUAAUAAUUAUUCGGCUGGUUGUUUUGUUUUUUUUUAACAGUGACGAGGAGCUAAAUGUCACCCAUUUUACCAAGCCACCUAAUGUUUCUGUGACACAGAACUCUAAGGUAAUUGGAGGUAUUCAAAAUGGUAGCCCUGACUUCAAAAUUUGUUUUACAUCACAUUCAUUUGAACAAAUAAUUAAUUAUUGUUAUAUUCUUUUGCAUUCAACCUUUUUUUAUUAGCUUCCUCUAAUAUCACUGACAUCGACAAACACUUUUCUUUUCAUCUUAUUAGAAUCUCGCAGACUGUACACAGCAGCUUUUAAAAGAUGGAUACAGGUUAGAGUGGCUAUUAUUUAUGUGUAACUUGUGGAAAAAAUGUAUUAAAGUGAUCAUUUUCUGGUGUACAAAUGUAGUUAGUCCUAAAACUUAAAGUAUAAUAAUUAUGUCUUCACUGGCUAUUAAUACCUGAAACCACAAAUGCUGAGCCAUGCAUGAUCAUUGUAUCAGUUCCCAUUGUUUUAACAUUUGAUCAUGAGGUUGAAACUUGUAUACAACUUGUACUGUCUGUCCAAGGCUCGAAAGGAACUUUAAUUCCUACUUGUCCAGUGGUUGCACUUAUUGCUUGCCCAUAGCCACUUCCUGCUUAUCUUAGUCAAUGAGUUUUUUAGAGGAUGACCAGGCUGUAUCCUUACCCCAGUAAGAAAGUCUACUUGUCCAGGACAACUAGACUGCAUGGGACUUUUUUCUAGCCCUGUUGUAACUAAAACGUCAUGUAAAUAAUAAAUAAUUAUUGUAACUGUAUACUUAGCCUAGGUGGACCCUGACUUACUUUCUAAUGAUCAAAGAGAUAGGUUUCACUUUUUAAGGACGUGUGCAUGUUACAUCUUGGAUGCAGUCAUUGGGUUGGUUCAGUCAAUGAAAAUAAUUUAUUGCCACUUUUGUUUCCUAACUGACAACAGAAAGGCUCAAUUUCCAGGCAUCUUUUCCAGAAACAGUUGGAUCACUGGUCUGUGCUGCUUCCACCCUUUUUUAAUUUGUAGUGAUCCUUAGCCAUGUUGUGUCUUAAGAAACAUGCAAAAUGGCUGGUAAUCAACCCCUAAGAAACCACAGUGUGUAAUUUUUCUUGGUUGUGGUCCUAUUCAUUUUUGGAGAAAUGAUUUGUUUUUAUUCACAGACUAGAUGAAAUAUCUGAUGAAGAAGACUUAGAUCUUAUACCACCACGGCCUGUUGAUGAUAGAUGUCAAUGCUGUGGAGCUGUGACGUUGCAGGGCUGUGUCAUUUCCUGAUCAUCAUUUCAAAUUUAAGAGAAUUUUUUAAGAUAAUAAAGGAUGUAGUUUUAUAUUAAGAUUUGAAACACACAUAGCCAGUACUAGUGUAACAACCAUUCUCCACAAUUUUUAUUCGCUGUGUCCAAGUCUACACAGUUAAGAUUAUUCACACUUAAACUUCCUAUAAUUCUUUUUAUUUUAAAAAUUAUACCUGGUUCAAUAUUUGAUUAGCCUCAUACACAGAUUUUCUUUUGGCUCAUUAUGCCCUGCACGUGUGGGGAGGGUGUGUGUCCCAUACUGAAAAGAAGGGGAUGCAUUUCCAUCUUGGGUGUUCAGGAUAGAAAGCUAAUAUUUUUAACCAUAAAGGCAUCGCUUAACAUUACAUGUGAAAAAUUAUCUGUGUUAAACAAACGAAGUGUCAUCAUACUGCAGUGUUGAACAUAGCAUUUGAAGUCAACAUCUAACAAAAAGCCCUUUUUAGUGAUGCCUCCUUUAGAGAUCAAACAAUUGCCGAGUUACACCAAUGAUAAAUUCUAAUUUUCCAAGGAGCAUCCUGGUCACAUUCAUAUGGAAGUUGCCUCCCCUAGAUUAUGUACUCCUUCUCCAGAUUGGUGCAUGAUAGGCUCUUCUUCUCUUUAUUGUAAUGGUUACACUGGCUGUGAGGGGUCUGAGAACCAGAAAAGGUGAAAAGAAAGAGGAGGAGUCACUGUCACCCCUUUUCUCUCCCCAUUCUCCCACCUGUACUCGAAAACAGGACAGUGAUGCCUGCAGACGAGGCUAGGUUCAUGGGGAGCCAAGGGAAUGACCAUAUUUGACCAGGCAGUAAACCAAAAAAGAUAAGAGUGAGGUCUAAUUGGAGGUGGAAUGGAAUAAAUUUUAGUGUUUGAUCUUAGAACUCAUACCCAGAACUGAUGGCAAUUCAGUUAAAGAGGUUACAAGUUAUAGCUGGGUUUGAGUAGGCAUUUGAUGUACAGUUAGCUAGUCAGUAUGAUGUUCUCUGUAGUUAGCAAUAAUAGAGCAAAUUAAUCUUUUGAAAACUUAAACUGAUUGGUAGGUUCUCUGAAGAAGUUUAUACUGGGAGUUUCCAAAAACAAAACUGGGAAGAAAGAAUAAGAUGGUUUUUAAAAAAUUCCUUUAGAAAAUGUCUGUGACUGAUCGCGAUACUGGUGCCUCAGUUCCUCAGAAUUUACAAGUGGCUCAUUUUCAUCACAUGCUUUUGAGUUCCUUGAAAUGUUCUGAUUUCUUUUUUUUUAAAUACUUUUAUUCAUGUAAAUGCAGUUUUGGUUCUUUCCAUGACAGUAUAAAACUUUCACACUUCUUUCAGGGCUUUUAUUUGUUUUAUAAUGUCUGUUUGUUUAAUUUUGUUUUACUUUCUUGUUUGUUUGUUUUUCAGGCUGAGUUAUUAUUGGUUUAAAUUGAGAUCAAGUCAUUUUCCCUUGUCUACACUUAUAUAGUUCUUAUCAUUGAUGUCAUAAUUAUUGUUCAAAACUAAAGAAAAACAAUAGCAAAGUUUUGGACACUAAUAUUAUUAAUUAUUUUUUGAGUCACCAUUUUAGUUGUUUAUGAGCUAGAGUGUAGCCAAUUAGGAAAAUACUGGUGGG
Porites lobata is the source of this 5199-nucleotide messenger RNA. The record is from the annotation of a GenBank genome assembly. Lineage: Eukaryota; Metazoa; Cnidaria; Anthozoa; Scleractinia; Poritidae.